CUUCAACCAAAUCAAGUUUGUUACUUCUGAGAAUCCAGACCAUGUCUCAAUCCGUUCCUAUUCAUGAUGCGGGGAUAGAUGCUACUCUUCAAGGAUCGCUUGCCGGUCUUUCCCUGACAGACCAUGAGACAGGAAACACUGGCAAGAAGUUUACUCCACUUAAUCCAUUCGAGGAUCUUACCGGGACAUCAAAAUGGAACAACCCGGUCAGAAAAGACGGAUGUGGAAUCAAUCCCUUCGAACUUUUUUUACCGCAGAGCGUCGCUUCAGAACGCGAUUCGGUGCAAUCAGUUGCAAACCUGGUACGGGAUGUAAUACCAGAACAUCUCUCUGGCUUACGGGAACCGCGGCGGUUUACGCUACACGAAACAGACGAGCUCUAUAUCCAAGGGCAAAGCUUCAAGAGAAAAUGGGAAAUCUCUGAAGCAAGCUUCCUCAAUUGGAAGAGAUUGCUGUCCGGCUUGAUUGAUUUUCCAGUCCUACUGUUGCUUAAUCCGAGCAAUUGGGAUUACUUGCCAUUUGAGGAAAUGGUUGACAACUCAACGACACUUUGUUGGUUGGAGGGGACAUUUGCGGGGGAAGGGCUGGGGCUCGAUGAUGUAAUCAUCUGCGACUCGUUCCCAAUGAUUACAGAUGAUCUCUUGAUGCACGUCAAUGAGCAUAUGGAGCCGGCGAAACUGGAAGAAUUGAGGCGGGAAUCAUUUGCGCUUACCAAGGCGAGUCUCGCGUUGAUUAAGCCCCGGAUACUGCUCUCGUGCCAGUGCUGUACAAAGCCCGAAAAUGAAAAGUGGGGGGCCUUCAAGGAUACACUCGCACAGAGACUCUGCUCGUCAGUAGUGUCCUUUCGGGAGGGCCGGGUGCAGGUCGUCGACAUUGAUGGUCAUCGCAUGCAGGUGGUACGGGGAGUGCAUCCGCAAUAUGUGGUGCAAUAUGACUUUGCCCUGGAGGAGCGGCUAGCCGGGUUAUUUGCGCGUGUGUUUGGGCCGUUCGGGACGUGGUACUCGCGCCGGGUGGCGACGCAGCAGGCGCUACGAGAUGCAAUAACGGUGACACAAGGACUGGUGGCUUCGCUUCGGCUGCAAAUAAGGCUCCACGCGAACCUUCGUCAACAGGCCGCAGAAGACGGAUUGGAGGAGCCAGUAGCGGCUGAGCUAGGGGUGGAAUUAAAGGCGCUGCUUGAAGAGUGCAAGGGCAAUCACUUGAUUGACGUGUCAUUCGGCGGGAUAAAAGAAAGUGUCUUGUAG
This is a messenger RNA of Aspergillus uvarum CBS 121591, 1244 nucleotides long. RefSeq lists its product as uncharacterized. The coding region runs from base 42 to 1244 and encodes 400 amino acids. Lineage: Eukaryota; Fungi; Ascomycota; Eurotiomycetes; Eurotiales; Aspergillaceae. The record is from RefSeq and is a predicted model, not a curated record. The transcript has a single exon.